This is a messenger RNA of Vitis vinifera (wine grape), 1209 nucleotides long. RefSeq lists its product as uncharacterized. Gene Ontology annotation, cellular component: nucleolus; small-subunit processome. The coding region runs from base 409 to 1005 and encodes 198 amino acids. The transcript has 12 exons. The record is from RefSeq and is a predicted model, not a curated record. Lineage: Eukaryota; Viridiplantae; Streptophyta; Magnoliopsida; Vitales; Vitaceae.
UGUACUCAAAAGGAUGAAAUCUCCAAUUCUAUGAGGGUAUUACAGUCACGCAGGAUUGUGUUCUUGGAAAUCCCGGUUACGCCCCCAAUUUCUUCACUAUAAAUAGAUCUCUUCCCCUAAACCCUAGAAUUCUUCCGUGCGGCGACUCUCUUCUCCACGAUUUUUCAGGAAAAUCGUCACCGGACCUGUUUGGCAGAAAACUCUGUUUUUCUCGGUUCCGAUUACAACUGAAUACGGUCUGCGGCUCUCUGCGUCUUGAGCGGCAGCAACUCUCCGACAAGCCCUCUACUGGUGACCACUCUCCAGAAAGCCCUCAGAAGCUUCGGAGUUGUUUUCGAAAACAUUAGAAAAACAACUCUACGACGUUUCAAUUUUGUAAUCUUCUAUUGGCCUUCAAUCCAUCAAAACAUGGGAAAAGCAAAGAAAGCCCAAAAAUUUGCUGUCAUGAAGAAGAUGGUCACCUCCAAAGCACUUAAAAAACACAAAGAAGAGGUUUUGAACCCUACCAAGAAGGACGAAAACAAAGAGAAAACCUCCAGAAAUGUGCCAUAUGUUCCGUCCGCUCUUUUCUUCAAGUACAACACUGCUUUGGGGCCGCCUUAUCGGGUUUUGGUGGAUACCAAUUUCAUCAAUUUUUCUAUUCAGAAUAAACUUGAUCUGGAGAAAGGGAUGAUGGACUGCUUAUAUGCAAAAUGCACUCCUUGUAUCACGGAUUGUGUGAUGGCAGAGCUUGAGAAGUUAGGUCAGAAAUACCGCGUGGCUCUGAGGAUUGCAAAGGAUCCUCGGUUUGAAAGAUUACUCUGUACUCAUAAGGGAACUUAUGCUGAUGACUGUAUUGUUGAUAGAGUUACUCAGCAUAAAUGCUACAUUGUUGCUACAUGCGAUCGAGACUUGAAGCGAAGGAUUCGCAAGGUCCCUGGUGUGCCAAUAAUGUACAUUACAAAACACCAGUAUUCAAUUGAGCGGUUGCCCGAAGCGACAAUUGGUGGAGCUCCAAGAAUUUAAACUGUGAUUGGUAGCUUACAGGCGUGAGGAAGACAGGUGAUUCUGUUUUUGCUAAUUAUCAAUUUUGUUUACUUGUUGUAACUAAAACCAUCUCUAGAUUCAGGUGGAAUUAUGAAUUUUUGUUGAUCUACUUCUCUUUUAGAGACCACAGAUUCUACAGUGUAAUUUCUAUCAAAUGGGGUGCUUCUUGCUCAUUCAACUCAA